Molecule: messenger RNA, 2354 nt
Organism: Drosophila eugracilis
Lineage: Eukaryota; Metazoa; Arthropoda; Insecta; Diptera; Drosophilidae
Product: mitochondrial import inner membrane translocase subunit TIM44
Exons: 3
Coding region: 150-1499 (449 amino acids)
Biological process (GO): protein import into mitochondrial matrix
Cellular component (GO): mitochondrial inner membrane
Molecular function (GO): protein-folding chaperone binding
Source: RefSeq, a predicted model, not a curated record
UACGUUUUGCAACACCGGCUGAACAGCUGACCGCUGAUACGUGCGUGGUUCGCGGCAGGAAUUACAUAAAGUUUAGAGCCUCUGACGCCAUAAUCCCGAACAUUCGGCGCUGUUCGAACUCCCCUGCGAAAGAUCACCUAAUCCCCACCAUGUACAGAAUAGCUGCCCUUGCGCGGGAUCGCGCCUGUCUCUUCACGUGCCAGCAGGCGUCGCAGAAUCUGCAGCAGCAGCAGGUUAAGCUAACACUCAUAAAUCUUCAGGGAGCACCAGGACUAAGUCAUGACUUUAUUCCGCAGCCGCGCUUUUAUAGCGCCCCAGGUCGCAGGGCCGGCUUCUUCUCGCAGUUCUUCGACAACAUGAAAUCGGAGAUGGACAAGAACAAGGAGAUCAAGGACAACAUCCGCAAGUUCCGGGAGGAGGCUCAAAAGCUGGAGGAGUCGGACGCCCUGAAAUCGGCGCGACAAAAGUUCAACAUUGUCGAAUCGGAAGCGCAGAAAUCGUCCAGUAAGCUGAAAGAGCAGCUGGGUGCUAUUAAGGAGCGCGUUGGCGAUGUUUUGGAUGAUGCUAGCAAAUCAGACCUAGCCAAGAAGGUCACUGAGGAGCUGUCGAAGAAGGCCAAGGGCGUCAGCGACACCAUUUCUGACACCAGCGGUAAGCUGGGCCAGUCUAGCGCCUUCCAGGCUAUCUCCAGCACGACGACGAUUAUAAAGAAGGAAAUGGACAAUGCGAGUAUAGACAAUCGGGUCUAUCGUGCACCUGCCCAACUGCGCAAGCGCGUCCAGCUUGAUAUGAGCGACAGCGAUCGCGUUUUUGAACCCAACACGGAGGCGACUGGCAUGGAGCUGCAUAAGGAUUCCAAGUUCUACGAGUCGUGGGAGAACUUUAAGAACAAUAAUACCUACGUGAACAAGGUACUCGACUGGAAGGUGAAGUACGAUGAGUCGGAGAACCCUGUGAUCCGUGCAUCCCGCCUGUUGACCGAUAAAGUAUCCGAUGUGAUGGGCGGCCUUUUCUCGAAGACGGAGUUGUCCGAAACGAUGACGGAACUAGUGAAAAUCGAUCCCAGCUUCGAUCAGAAGGAUUUCCUGCACGACUGCGAAACGGACAUCAUUCCAAACAUUUUGGAGGCUAUAGUCCGAGGAGACUUGGAGAUACUGAAGGACUGGUGCUUUGAAAGCACGUUUAACAUUAUCGCCACGCCUAUCAAGGAGGCGAAAAAGGCUGGUCUGUACCUGGACUCAAAGAUCCUCGACAUUGAAAACAUCGAACUUGCCAUGGGCAAGGUGAUGGAGCAAGGACCUGUGCUGAUUAUCACGUUCCAGGCGCAGCAGAUUAUGUGCGUUCGGGACCAGAAGGCGCAGAUAGUCGAGGGCGAUCCGGAGAAGGUGAUGCGGGUGCACUACGUCUGGGUGCUGUGCCGCGACCGCAACGAACUCAACCCCAAGGCUGCUUGGCGGCUAAUGGAGCUAUCAGCCAACAGUCAGGAGCAAUUUGUUUAGCGCGCUGUCACGCCUUUCUUUUUUACCGAGCCGUUUAAGUUUCCCUCAUUUUCUCACCCAAAAAACGAACGAAAAGAUCACUGGACACUGAGCAUUGACGACGUAUUGACCACGAACUCGACCCGCAGGACUCUAUUAAGUGUGUACAAAGGUUUCGCUUUCGAUUGCUUUGAAAGUUUUGUCCGCCACUAGUCUAGACUGCGUCCGCCCGGCAUGGGCUGCUGGUCGGUCCCGCGAAAGAUUACCUCAUGAAUUCCGGGCGCAGCAGACUGCCGGUACCGGCGCGGCUCAUAACCUAACGACGCCCCCGGUCGGCCGUUCCUUGCGGCCACGCCCCCCACCGGUUACGCGUUCGGCGAGCAUCUUCACAGCGAUCGGUGCGGGGAUUGGCCGUCGGGAUCGUGGUUCCUCCGCUGGUGUCCUGGCCAAAUCUAAAAUUUUGAAGCUUAAAGUGCAACCGCCGGUCUAGGCGUAUAAGUAGUGACCAUAAGACAAAUUGUUGAGUAUAGUUCUGUUUAGGUAUUUUAAGGCCCCACCCCAUCAUCCAGAUCCCGACCCCCGUUAGUCUUGUAAAUAUGGAAUUCGCCCAGGGCAGCUUGGGCACUGCAAAUUGAAUGUACACACGGAAUGCAAAGAGUUGUACACGUGCAUCCAAGCGCCACUCAGAAUGUCUAGAGAAAAUAAAUACUUCAAUAUUUUUAGAUAUGUCAUAGAAGCUACUGGUGAAUUCUUGAGAUAUAAGUGUUAUUUUAUCUUACCUUAAUCACAGAAAUCCAAGUGUAUGAAUGCCCAUUGGAUGGGCAAUUGUAAGCGCCAGGCUACUAUGUUAUGAAAAUAAAAACUCCAAUACUUUUA